AUGGGUGCAAGGCUUGCACUGCAAGCUUUAGCGAGAUGCGAGGCUAAGGAUCUCCAUUGGAUGCCCGAUGCCUUAGCGGAGAUCUUGACAAUUUCUGAUGAGGAAAAGAUUGGUGAUGGCGAGAAGAAUAGAGAGGAUAUCGAUCAGCUGAUCGAUUUGGGGAGGAAGAUCCCUCUUGGGAAUACUGGUGAUAGGACUCGACGGGUGUUUGAGAAGGAGUUAACGAGGCUAAGUCAGCUUGAGCCGAGCUCGCAAGAGUACGCAGUAACAAGACAGUAUCUCGACGUUGUCCUUUCAUUGCCGUGGACUUCUACUGAGGGCGUCGUCGACCUCUCUGCAGUGCGCUCGAGUUUGAGUGCCACUCACUAUGGUUUGGAGGAAGUUAAGGAGAGAGUGGUAGAGUUGUGGGCGUUGGGCAAGAUGUCUCAUCCUUCGACUAGACAGGUUAGACCGUUACUCUUAGUGGGUCCACCGGGCUGUGGGAAGACUUCAAUUGCUGGGAGUAUUGCGAAGGCCCUUGGGAGGAGGUUCGAGAUGGUGUCUCUGGGAGGGCUGUCGGAUGCUGGUGAGCUGAAGGUACACCGUCGGACUUAUAUCAGGGUGGCUGAAAGUGGGGAAUUAUACCUAUUAUUCCCGGGAAUAUUCCCAGGGAAGGGAAUUAAGGAAUUAUUUUGGGGAAUAAUACCUGCAUUUUCGGGAAUUAUGUAA
Molecule: messenger RNA, 708 nt
Organism: Perkinsus marinus ATCC 50983
Lineage: Eukaryota; Perkinsozoa; Perkinsida; Perkinsidae
Exons: 2
Coding region: 1-708 (235 amino acids)
Biological process (GO): protein catabolic process
Molecular function (GO): ATP hydrolysis activity; ATP binding; serine-type endopeptidase activity
Source: RefSeq, a predicted model, not a curated record